CGAUCCAAAAAGGAAAUCCGACUUCUCAAGCUGAAGUUUGAGAGCACCAUUCCCGCUCUUAUCGAAAGACUAUAUGGCGCUAGCAAUGAUGAGUUCGAGAGUCGAUUUAAAGAUACCCUGGAGUUAGAACGGCCCACCGAGUGUGAAAUAGUGAAAGCCAGCCUAGAAGCACCCCCGGACUUCUGCGCUUGUUCAUACGUACGGGGCCCUUCUACAGCGUCAAGGCGAUUGGUUCUUCGAAUGAGCAAGGACUACCCAGGUGCGCUACCAAACGCAACUGAUCCCUUGGAAAGGUUCGAGGAGGUACAAGAACCAGGAGCUUGUGGAAUGGAUAGAGAACAACGUUCAUUUCCACAACGAUUCAGACUCCGAGGCCCAUGACAACGAAGCCUUUGAAGCCACCGGGGAUAAUUUAAGAGGAGUAGUAGGACUUUUGGGACUGCCAUUCUGGACUAGGGUUGGUAAAUGAACAUGAUACCGCGGAGCUAGUUCCAGAUUAUACGAAGUCUUAUGAAGAAGUUUACACAGAAGCCACAAUUAAGUGGAUUCACGAGAUGGGAUUGAGGGUUCUAAGCUAUUGUCAGAACGUCACGAUGCCGUCCAAGUUGCCUUCUUGGGUUCCUAAUUUCAAAAUGCCUAGAAACUCGCGAUGCGUCAGAAUCUUAGACAUGCAACCCGAUCUUGUUCUUGGGGUUUUAGGAGAUCCUACCCCGCCUCCAGAUUUCAGAUUCUUGGGCACGCCUUCUGGUUCGAGGCUAAUAUCCAUGGGACACGAAAUCACUAUCAUCAAAAGAACUUUAAUCGCGAUGCCAUCAUGGGCGGGUAAUACGCCUCUUCUGAGAUGCAUCUGGGACCUCCAAGGACGGCUGAUUUUCAUGAAAGAUAUCAUAGAGGAAUGCGCAACGGCUUACAGGACCAAAGAAGACCGGCAUGUAGCUUUUGCAAGCACACUUGCUGGAGGCGGAGCAGACAAUGGUCGUUUACUCAACGCUAAGGACAAAUGGUCUUUAGAUCAGAUCAUUCGCGGGUAUAAGGCUCUCAUUGAGCCGUCUUCUGUUCUAGCGUCGUUUAGUGGCUUCUGCUCUCGGCCUAUACCCUCUCGAUUCUUCCCAGAUGUAACUAAGACUGCGUGUGCCCAGGCCGCCGUGUGGUGCGACGAGGAAUUCCGAGCGCCUGCGCCAACGCCAGCUCAGAGGUUUAAAAUGGACCAUCCCAGUGUGUUCUUCAUUCCUCUCUUCAACAAAUUAGUAGAGAUGUUGCCAAAUUUCGAUCUUGAUGAUAGUUUGCAGAUGUUUGAAGAUAUUAUAUCAUUUAUAGACUUACUUCGAAUCCGGACCAAAGGGCGAAAAGUUCUGGUUUCCGAGGAAGGUUAUCUUGUCCUUGGCCCUCGGCUCACAGAACCUGGGGAUAUCGUGACUUUUCUAGACGGCUGCCGUGUUCCUUUUAUCUUACGCCCCAGCCCGGACGGCUCAUUUCGCCUAGUCGGCGAAGCUUACGUGUUUGGAGUGAUGGACCAGUAAGCUAGUGGUGAACAAACGCGGCUUGGUGCUAAAGCUUCGCCGGAGGCAAAAGCAGCCAACAACCGCCGGGGUCGUGAUAUUCGACGAGAGUUUUCAAUCAAAUAAAAGUGUACAAGGGAGCGUAAAUUAGGAAGGCCAUUCCUUUUUUCUUCUAAAUUUUUUUUUUACCUACACAUAACUCUAGCUUGGAUCUCCUUUGUCUUC
Molecule: messenger RNA, 1724 nt
Organism: Daldinia loculata
Lineage: Eukaryota; Fungi; Ascomycota; Sordariomycetes; Xylariales; Hypoxylaceae
Exons: 1
Coding region: 555-1520 (321 amino acids)
Source: RefSeq, a predicted model, not a curated record